UGGCAGAAUAACUCCAGUGAAGAGCGAUUUCUCUCUCUCAAAGUGAGGACUCCAUAGUGUGUUUACCUGCAUUUCUUUAUUUUGGAGUCAGGUCACAGUGGUACACAUGCACGAGUUUCACUUAUCACUCAGGGAAAGUAAACGCCUCCUCAACACGAGAGAGGAGUGUUUGUGGAUGGUCCUCCUCCUCUAAAAGAUGAGUGGAUCAUAGUGGAGGGCUGCUCCAUCUCUGGCAGUCCAUCAGCUACAUCAGCUCCUUCUGUCACGAACACUGAGUGACCAACAACCUCUCCCUGCUCCUCUAUCCAAACGAUGGCAUCUCAUCCAACUGUGGGCUGACAGACCGGCUCCAAAUCUGGAUCUAAAUUCUUUGUUGUUCAGUGGAAACUUUGUUUGUGUCAACCUGUGCUGAGGUUUUGUGUCAUCUCGUUGGUCUCAUUGGUGGAUAGUCGAGGAGUUCAGUGUGUAAAAAGAAGUCCUAGUGAUGGUAGAGAUUUGAACCCACAGUGAAUCAGGAUGGAGCCUGUUAAGAGAGACAUGGAGCUGCUCAGUAACAGCAUGGCAACCUACGCUCACAUCAAAGCCAAUCCAGAGAGCUUUGCCCUCUACUUCAUGAUGGGCGUCUGUUUUGGCCUGCUCAUGGCGUUGUGCCUCAUGGUGGCGGGCAUCACCUGCAGGACUCACCGCCGCAGCAGGCCUCCCCCUUCCCCUGAGAGGAGACAACUGAAGGACUCCAGCGAGGAAGAGGAGGAUGAGAGGGAUGAGAGUAUCCCGGAGGAGGACGUGGAGGAGGCGGAGAUCCCUAAAGUAACAAUGGAACCCAUGAGUGAGCACAGUAGCCAGUCCAAUGGUACUCUGAGGAGCGUGAAUGUGUUUGCGUCAGCUGAGGAGCUGGAGAAGGCCCGCCGUCUGGAGGAGAGGGAAAGAAUUGUCAGGGAGAUCUGGAGGAACGGACAGCCAGACAUCCUGGUCACGGGGACGGGGACUAUUGGACGAGUGCAUUACCACUAAAGACAUUUUGACUGUGCCCUAAAAAUCUGCCUCAUGACUGCAGAGGGCAGAACAUACACAGUACAUUGACCUGGACUUGUAUGGCAACCCAAAGUGUUCAAUGUUAUAUGAAGGGACUGAAACUAAAUAAUUGAGGUGGGGGUGGGGUUAUUAAUGUUUUUAUACACAUAAUGUUACAAAAACAUAAAGGAACACAAGAUGAACCAAACUUCAUGACAAUUCAUCAAAUAGUAGCAGUGCCAUUCCAAGAGUCAUGACAUGGCAAAAAAAAAACAUUAUCUUUACAACAUGUUAAGAAAUAUUCUGACAGUGUUAAAUUAGCUUGUUUCAUUAAAACAUACAUUUCAGGUGAGCCUGUUUCUCACCACCCAUUCAAUAACAUUCAUACAGCCCUUUAUGAUAUACAUUAUUGCAUAAAUAAAUACCAAAAACAUCAACACAUUUUGAAAACUCGGCUCAAUAUUGAAAUGUAAUAUAAAAAGAUUUAAUCAAAUAUGUUGCAAGUAGUUUCAAGUAUCAUCAAACUGAGCCAUUUCAAAAAUGUGUUGAAUUAUUAUAUUUUGUCUAUAUAUUAUAUUUUGUCUAUUUUAUUCAUGUGAUUAUUGAAUUUAUAACGUUUGUAUUAGGUUGCUUGUUGACAGAUUUUGUAUACAGUAUUGAGCUUUAUUAGUAUUUUAUCCUGUCACUGCAAUGUGAAUAAUUCAAAGUUGAAACACUCUGUGAUCAUUGGAAACAGCUUCUGUCACUUCAUUUGCUUGUUAGGAGAACACAGAGCUAGAUUAGCUUAGCACAAACACUGGAAAUAGGUUGAAACUGCUAGCCUAGCUCUGUCCGAUGGGAACAACAUCUGUCCACCAUCACCUUUAAGUUUAAAAUGGAGGACAUGCCAUGUUACCCUGAUGUUGCCAGGCAACCAGGAGAGACUCCAGUGUCUCAUAUAGUUUUAAUUGAACCUGUUUUGGUUUUGGAUGGUCUGACAAAUAUAUGAUGAUCGUAAAGGAAAGCAGCAUAUCCUCACAUUUUACAUCAACAUACACACAUCAACCAUUAUUUGAUAAAUGACUCAAAUGAUUAACCAAUUAUCAAAAUGUUUGUGGAUUUAUUUUCUAAACUCAAAAUCAUUUCAUUAUUUGAGCACAUUAUCUGAGAAUGACUUAAAGUAUCCGUAUGUACAGACUAUUAUCGGACAUAAUUAUAUCACAUGAAAAAUGAGUCAUCGGUCAUCAGGUUUCAUGGUAGGUUCAUCGUCUUCUCCCAGAUUGAAGUUGAUAUGUGUCUCUGGCCCCAUCACUUCCUGCAGCACCUGCCCUCCUGGUCUGAGCUCUCUGAUGAAGACAGGCCUGUUUGGGGCUGUGAAAGAGCCAUUUACCUCAGCUCUACUGUAGAGUUUACCAAUGCAGAGCUUCACCAAGUGGAUCCCAGUGAUGUCCCACGAGACAGUCCAUUUUCUGUUGGCUCAAUUUACCUCCUCCGUCCAUGAAAGGGCUGAUUAUGUCAUAACUGGAGCGCCUUUGUCCGGUGUCAUGGAAGUGGCACUGACUGAAUUGGAGAUUGUUGUAGCAUUUCAGGAAAACAACUCAUGACCUGAUGCUGUGUGCUCAUUCUGUAACCUUAUAACAGCUCAAAAAACAGAUUCAUCCGCGUUUCGGCACCUUAAUUUUAUGGAUUUUACGAGAUUUGCUUAAAAACAUGUUUCAGACAGUUUCUCCACAGCAGACCGGCCUGUUCUGCAGGUGUUUGGCCAUAAACCAAAGUACUGGACAAAACCAAUUCAACCUGAUUAUGGUGCUGGAUGAAAAGCUAUCACAAUUCAUCAUGAAUGUUUCAACUUCAUUUAAUGGCUCUCUUUAAUUUAAUAGUUAUAUUUCAGUCUGGAUUAAAGGGGUGGACCUCCCUGGAGCCAUGCAUGGCUCCAAAUGGUUCAAUUUAUGAAUUCAUGUUUUUCUGCUUGAAAAAAUGGCUUCAGAGGAAGUUAACCCAGAAACUGUAUUAAUAAUGGACUAAGUAAUAUUUCAAUCAAAAAUGACUUCCAGCUUCUCAAAUGUUCUAUUGAGAGAAAAGUCAUCAGGAAUUUGAUCUUUUGAGUUUUGGAUGAUAAUCAGAUAAAUUCUCUCUUCCAAUCAUUUUAUAGAGAAAACAAUCAUGAAAUUAUAAUUAGGACAGAUUAAUCGGUAAUGAAAAUAAUUGUACGAUGCUUCAUGGUUUAUUUUGGAUUGUGUCACCGCCGAGUCAGUAACCACGCUGAAAGUUACCACUGCAAUACUUUGACACAUGUCGAGUUUUAAUCAAGUCAGAAGGGGAAAAAAAAGAAUUGUUUGAUUUUGAAGCUAUUCAGAUUUUUACUGCAGGACAUGUGAGACCCCAAACAAUGAAGGAAACCACAAACCAUUCAACACAGUGAGUUGUCUAACAUUUCUAUAGUCUGUUUAUCUGUUGAAAAACAAACAAACAAAAACAACAACAACAACAAAAAACACACACACUCAGAGAACUGCCCUGAAUCAAAGAACAAUCUAUUGAAAAUCAAACAGUACAUCAAAGCUCUGAGGAGAGUAAAAAAGUUUGAGCUUCAGAUGAAACUAAAGAAAGGACAGGUGUGUUUAGUACAUGCAGUAUGUACAGUCAAAGUGGGACGAAGCAGCACAGUGACAUUCACUAAACUAGUUCUGCUAGUUUGUGUCAACUCCUAACAAAUGUACACCUUCAUCUUCAGACAUGUUUCGGGGUUUGGCUUCAGGAUGAACCUGCACGUCUUCUCUGCUGCGUCCAUUUAAAAAAAAAAAAAGAGACAUUCACUUUAAACCU
This is a messenger RNA of Larimichthys crocea (large yellow croaker), 3816 nucleotides long. It is a transcript of the gene eva1bb, whose product is annotated as eva-1 homolog Bb (C. elegans). The coding region runs from base 517 to 1011 and encodes 164 amino acids. The record is from RefSeq and is a predicted model, not a curated record. NCBI's taxonomy places the organism in Eukaryota, Metazoa, Chordata, Actinopteri, Sciaenidae. The transcript is spliced from 3 exons.